AUGCCGCCUUGUCCCACAACCCUGCAAAUGCUGCUCGUUGUGCUCUGCACUGGGUGUGGAUGUGAAGUGGCUGCGAGCACUCUGUCUGACGGCAGCCUCCAAGCCCUUGUCGCCACCAUCUCCGUGCCGCCACGCCUCACCACACCAACCCAGCCCACAUCUUCUCAACGCUCCCAUCCCCCCAACGUGCUGAGCUCCCACCACCCCCCUCCCUCGUUGACAACCCUCUUGUGUCCGCCCCCUGUGCUGCCCCACUGUCGCCGUACUCCCCACCAGGUGGUGAACAGGGUGCAGAAGCUGCGCAAGCGGGCGGGGCUGGAGCCGUCAGAUGCGGUGGAGGCGUUCAUUCACGUGCAUGGGGGCGAUGGGGCUGACGGCACACACGGGGAGAAUGGCAAGGAGGGCGGUGACGGUGCUGAGGAGUCGGCGCUGCACCGCAUUCUGGCGGCUCAGUUGUAUCUAUUCGCAGGGGUGUGGACGAGUAAAGUAAACCCGUGUGCUCUCUGCACAUACACCCCACCCCGCCUUUCCUUCCACCCCGUUCCUCAUGGCGAGCAGGUGGUGCUGGCAUCAGAGCGGUACAGCGGGGUGGCGGGGGCCACCUUCACGCUCACGCUCACUCGCCCCGCUCUCUGCUUCUCGCCGUCCCUCACUGCUGACCUCUGCCACGGCGAGGCAGCGGCAGCCACGGCAGUGCAGGUGGCGCUCAUGGCGCGCGACCCCGCCAAGCUCAAGGCGGAGAUUGCCGGUGCAGGUGGCAAGGUGAGGAGAGAUAGACUCCCACCCUCUCUGCAUCUGCCCUUUCCUGCCCCCCCACCAGGCGAUGCAGCAGCAGCCACGGCGGUGCAGGUGGCGCUCAUGGCUCGCGACCCCGCCAAGCUCAAGGCCGAGAUGGCCGCUGCAGGCGGCAAGGUGAGCAGCCAUAGCCAUGCCGUGUGGUUGAUGUGA
Messenger RNA from Closterium sp. NIES-65, 948 nucleotides. NCBI's taxonomy places the organism in Eukaryota, Viridiplantae, Streptophyta, Zygnematophyceae, Desmidiales, Closteriaceae. The record is from the annotation of a GenBank genome assembly.